AAUAUUCAGAAAUUUUAUGGAGCUAACGGAACGUAGCAUGAUUUGAUUUGUUAGUAUUUUGUGUAUUGUGUAGAUGGCGCACCAAACUUGUAAACUGCGUAUGCCGAACUGACGUUUUUGGUUAUUUUUGUUCUCGCCUCGUGUUUACUUUAGUGUCUAAUUUCGGUACAAUUGCGAAAAUUCUGUUGUGCAACACUCGUAAGGAUAAUAUUUUUGUUCAUAGACGGCAUCACCUUUCGGAAUAGUAUCGAUCCAUAGUUCCGGACUAGGUAUAUGUAUACAGUUCUAUCACGUGGUGGUGUGGUGGUUUAUAUAAUUCUUGUUUACCGCACAAGUCGAAACUUUGCGCAUGUGCGUUCCGUCAGUAACCUCAAAUUGUAGAGUAGGCACGGAUUCGGCAGGCUCCGGAUAUCCGGGUCGCGACGCGAAGGUGGCUGUUCUUGCAGCGGGUUUGUGAUGUGCCCUCGUGCAAGUCGUACACGCCCCGCGAGUGGAAAGCGUUGGUGAUACAGUACGCGCGUGCCAGAAAUGGCUCAGACUCAGUUCACGCGAAGCUCCGAGAGCGACGCAUGGGCGCUCCUGUCCCUGAAGACGCCCCCGUCACCGUCGAAGGUGCAGUGGGCACAGGAGCCGGCUCCGAUUGCCAUCGCGCGCCUCGACGGUCGUGAUUUCGAGUAUAUCAUCCGGCAGAAGCGAGUAGUGAUAGGCCGGAACUCGAGUCGCGGCCAAGUGGACGUCAACAUGGGACAUUCUAGUUUCAUAUCUCGCCGGCACUUGGAGCUGUUUUACGAUCACCCGGAGUUCUACCUGACCUGCAACAGCAAGAAUGGCGUCUUGGUGGACGGCGUGUUCCAGCGGAAGGGCUCCGCCGCGAUGCUGCUCCCAAAGAGAUGUACCCUCCGUUUCCCUUCCACGAACAUCCGGCUAGAGUUCCAGUCGCUGGUGGAGGAGAGCGGCGCCGGCAACAGCUCCGGCGCGCCGCUCGUGCCCCUCCGCAUCGCCAUACCCAUGGACAACGACGCCCGCAGCCCCGCACCCUCGCCUACGGGUACGAUAAGUGCAGCGAAUAGCUGUCCAACGUCGCCGAGAGGGGCCGGCUCGUCGGGCCGACGGCACGCUGACCUCGGCCUGGUCGCGCAGUACGCGGCGCUGGCAGACCACCAGCGACCCACCAACGGCACUGCGGUGUCGUCGACGACCUCCGAGUCGGGCUACAGCAGCCGUGACGUUCGCGACUCGCGCGACUCCCGAGACGUGCGCGACGACGCCAAGCCCCCUUACAGCUACGCGCAGCUCAUAGUACAGGCCGUGGCUUCAGCGCCCGACAAGCAGCUCACACUCAGCGGCAUUUAUAGCUACAUCACCAAGCACUACCCGUACUACCGCACCGCGGACAAAGGCUGGCAGAACUCCAUACGUCACAACCUGUCGCUCAACAGAUACUUCAUUAAAGUGCCGCGCAGCCAGGAGGAGCCGGGGAAAGGCAGCUUCUGGCGCAUCGAUCCUCAAAGCGAGGGCAAGCUCAUAGAACUCGCCUUCCGUCCGCGGCGCCCGCGCGGCGUGCAGUUCCGCGCGCCCUUCGGCCUCUCCUCCAGGAGUGCGCCGACUUCCCCCUCUCAAGUGGGCGUCUCCGGCCUGGUGACGCCCGAAGAACUGUCGCGGGAGCCCACGCCCGAUCUAUUGCACGAAGAACACGACCAUCAGUCUUCGCAGCAGCAGCAGCGGCUUGGCUCGCAGGCGCAACAGUAUCUGUUUCCGCGCACAAGCGGCGUCAGCCAAAGCGCGCCCGGCUCGCCAGAUUUCAAUACUCAUUCAGGUCACGGGCUGGCUUACCCGACUGGCGGAGGGCUGGUGGUGGCCGGACACCAGAUCACUGUCGUCACCAACGGCGCCGGUGGCGAGAGGGAAGAAAAAUACGUGGUAGGCACAACGACGGGAGGCAACCUCGUAUCCAUACAAGAGGAAGACGCGCCCUCUAGCGUCGUGCUGCACCAGCACUCGCCGUACUACGCUGAUGGUGUUGAUAUGUGGUCUAGGGGCUCCUACGGUGGCGGCGGAGGCGACGACGUCGGCGGCGAGCUCGUCAUAGAGGACUCGUCCGACGAACCCGCGCACAAGCGGCCCCGGCACCACGACAUGUCCGAGCUAGAAGACCGCCGCUCGUAUUGACGGCCCGCGUCGUAUUCAGUACGCGCGCGUGACGCACGCGACGCUAAUGACGCACGUGUCAAUGACGCACGUGACGUAAAGAUGACGCACGCGCGAAGGGCAACGCGUGCCAAUCGCGCGACGAGGUAAAGCGUAUACUUACACACCCUCUGUUUCUAUAAGUCUGUAAACAAUACUCUGUUCUCACUUCUAUAACCUUUCAAUCGACUGGAAUUUACGGCCAGUUUCAAUAACCAAACUCCAGUAAGAUAAAGGCCGCUAAGAGCUUUAUUGCUCAAAUAUUUUCAUAAUUUAGAUUAUAGUACCAUCUGUUGCUAAGAAACGGAACCAGAUUAUUCUUGCCUUUUGCUGGAGGUUGAUUUAUUGAAACUGGCUGUUAUAGGCCAUUUGCAUUUUCUUAAGUCAAAUUAAGGUUCAACCCUGUUUAACACACAUCGGUCUAUCUAAAACAAAAUUUUAAAAUAAAGAUUCCAUCUCAAAGUCAAAUAAAGAUAGAAUGAGGCUUAAACAUGAUUAGCUUUUCAAUUUGAUUUAAGAACUUAUCGAUAAUUAUAAAUAUAGAGGUGUCUCUUUCUCGACUGUAUACAGGGUGAUUUUAAACGUGUCUUCAGUUCGUGGAACCGAAUUAGUGCACGUAUUGCUCUACAAGUAAAUUAUAAAUAAAACAAAACUUUUGAGGCUGAGACAAAUAUUAUUUAAAUAUUCGGCUAAGUUUUUAGAGCUGCUUACUUAGAUAAUCGAAAUUUUAUUGAUUUCAUGUGUAAAUCGAUAUAUACUUUUCUCGCAACAAUGUAAACGUUCAGAAGAGAUGUUAAAAAAGUUACAUAUUUAGCUUAUCAACAGGCUGGUUGGUUAAUCUAAACAUGUUGACGUAAUUAGUGAUUCUUGAAUAUGAAGAUUCAUGCAUGAAGAGCAACAUUUGAUUAUAACGUAGAUAGAAAGAUAGAACAAAAAGAGGCAUGCUGUAUUUGACACAAGUACAGAAAAUCAAAACUUGUAUUAGUUUAUUUAAGCACAUAUUACGCUAUAUUAGCGUAUAAACAUGCUGUAUUUAAAAUGAUAAAGAUAGAGAUUUUAUAAAAAAAUCCUAUGAUGCGACAUGUUGAUUUGUGUAAAAACAACUGGAAAAUCUGGUUUGGAGAUUAAUUCGUUGAGCUUGUAAUGGUGAGUUUUAUAGAAGUUUACAAGUUCUAAUAAUACUCUAAUUAGAAAACUUACUAGUGCUUAAAGAUAGAAUCGGUGAUCUAUGACUGAUCAGACGACAAUUUUGCCCUUCAAUCUAUGCCGAAAUUGGUAUCUUUGAGGAAUGUCUAUGUACGGGGAUAUUGGUGUAUUUAUAUUAAAUUUAACUUUAAUCUUUUAAACUCAAAACUGCCAUGGCCUAUAGGGUAGGAAGUAACCUGAAGUGUGAUGCAUUUCAAACACAGUAUCUUCAAUGAAGUUUGCACAUUACUAGCUCAACAAAAUGUCUGUAAAAUUAAGGUUCCCUUUGCUAUAUAAAUACUUAUAUUACAUAAAAUUAAACGAUUUAAUUGUUUGCGUUAUAGUUUCAUAAUAAUAUAUGAAAAUACAUUAUUUAACAAAUUGUUACUUUCCAUGUCAAAUACUUGGUUUUGUAAACAGCUGUGUUAUAUUAAUGUAAGCUUGUUUGCCUGUUGAUUUAUGAAUUAUGUGCAUUGUAAAAUAUAUUACACUAUAUAAUUUAGACAGCAUUGAAAGACGAAACAUUAGGGAAAACGGCUAUGUACUCUAGGUAUAAAUAAAUGAUACACAGAUAUCUAUCGUAUUUUAGUAUUUAAUGGAUAUAUAAACAAUAACUUUGUGCAUUUAUGGAAACAGAGGGUUCGCAAGCGUUCACGGUAGUUGUCUUAGCAAUAAUUGGAUAAGGGUGAAUUGGACACAUUGAUCGGACAAUGCGGAAGUUUCAAACGGUACGAUGCGAAAUUAGACUAGAAUGUGCUAAGAAUAAAGUGUUAUUUUGAGUGGUACCAUUUAAGUUUUACUCUAAGUUAUGCUGUAGGAUGUAUGUUCAUUUCGUUUUUAUUUUUUAAAUGUUUCUUUCUUGUUCGCUUAGCCGGCCUCGAGCUUUAAGGACUCAGUAGAGCGCGUCUAACCGUACGGUUUGACGUUUAAAUGUCACUAUGACAGAUUGUUUUUUUUUUCUAUUUUCGUGCGCAGUGCAACAGUGACAAUUCACGGUCAGCCACAGAAAUAUUAUAAUUAUAUAAAUAUAUAUCUCCAAUCGGUACUGCCAAGUGAAAAUGUAAUGGUAGGUAGUAUUAAAAUUUAGAAAGCUGACUUUGACAUUUCUUUUGAUGAACUUAUAAGUGCAAUGAAUAUAAUGUAAGUUUAGUUAAAAUAAAAAUAUGUAACCAACCAUUGUUACUUAUUUUACUAGACUACUUAAAUGACGUGAUGAAUUUGCAAUUCAUUAGUUUUUCCUGCGAGCGUUUAUCUGUGUAAAUAAUUGUAGACCAGUAGACCAGAAAUUUAUUAGAAUCCAGUGGAAUACAGUUUAGGUGCGUUGUCGCAUUUUUGACUCGCUUAUAAUGAGUGCGAUCGAAAUUGAAUUUCGGUUUGACUCUCAGGGAACACGACUGAUAUUGUUAACAGUCGUAGUGAAAUAUCGACUUCGGUUCGAAAAUAAAUAAAUAUGGCCCACUUGCACCAGCUAAAUCUCGAUUUAACUAAAUUUAGAUUUAAACCAUACAAAAAUGUCAAUAUGUCGAAGACAUCUUGUCAUUUUUGAAUGGGCCAAAUCUAAUUUUAGUUGCAUCUACAUUAGCAAAAUUGGUGCAAGUGGGCUUAAGUGACCUUGUAUCUUGAUAAAUGAAUUUGGAAGUAUCAUUGACUUGCUUAGAGUUUGAUGUCGUAUGUGUCGUAAGUUAAAUUCUCUGAAAACAUUUUUUACUGAUUUUGAUCCUAAAGUUUAUAGUCUGUGCGGAAAUAGAAUGGGCGUGGCGAAAAACGGAGCUAACAUUAAGAUUUUUAUUUGGAAAUCAAACCCAGCGAUCUGUAAAACGUCAAAGUUUUGUAUUGAUACGGAUUUGUUUGUUGUUGUGAUUUUCUAGCUUUUUGUAUUUAAUCGUGUCUAAAAGGGGUAAAACCUUACAAAUACGGUAGAAAAGCACUACAGCGCCCUCCAAUCUAAAUCCCAUUCUCUUUCCGCACAGACUGUACGAAAGUCUGCAAUUCAAAGAGUGUUAUAUAAAAAUUGCGCGCUAAAAAAACUUUUCCUUUUAUCAUGAAGAGGGUAAUUUAUAGAAUGAGAGAGAUAGCGUUAGCGCUAGUUUUCUCUCUCUUUAGAACGCCGAUACUAUUAAAAAGAUACAAAACUACUUAGAAAUUGCUGAGGAAACGGUAUAGUUGCGGUUAUUCAAUUAGGCAAAGUAUUCACGGGUUAUUUCUCGCACCCGACCGCAGAGCUGUUUUAUUCCGAUGAUCGUCCGAAAUCGCGUUAAUCGCGCCGUCAAAACAUGCGUUUGGGUUUUACUUGACGACUUCCGUAGCCGAGUUGUUUGUACGCCGGGUUUCAUGUUAUCGCCGACUCGAGAGGUCCCGGGUUCGAAUCCCGGUGGGGGCAGAUGUUUGUGUGACGAAUACGAGCAUUUGUACUCCAGUCAUGGAUGUUUAAUAUGUAUUUCUAUAUAAAUAUAGUUAUAUAUGUACAGUUUAUGUAUUCUAUCCGUUACCCUAGCAUCCCAUAACACAAGCCUUACAGUGCUUAUUUUGGGGCUUGGCUAAUUGGUGUGAGUGUUGGAAAUAUUUAUUUAUUAUUAUUAUUUACUUUACGCAGCCGCGGCGGGCGCGGGCGGAAAUCUCCCCGUGAGUUCUUAGCCUAACACUGGUAACUAAAAUUUGGAGGAACUUACAAUGCUGUUUUUUUUCCAUUAUACGGUAUUUGAUAAGAAUAUUAGACGCAAUCACGUAAUUUCUAAUAAACGCAUUUAACGAAUUUAUUCCGGGUACAACAAACAAAGAAGACCGUUUUAUGCGCUUCGACCGUUUUUAGUGAAUUGUAUAAAGAUUUAUAUGUAGAGUGAUUGCAAUGAUUUCUCUCGAAUGUGGUUACGCAAAUUGGAGAUCUACCACAACACAGGUGGAGCAGAAAUGUUGGGUAGUUUUUAAAAGUAAAGAUUCAGUCCUUUUGUAGCCCCCAGCCCAUUUACGCUAUAAAAUUAUAACAAUUUCAAUGUCUGUGCGAGAAUACAAGCACAACUUUGUCAUUAUCGUGGUGUCAGGAAGGUGACAUCGUCAUUAGCCUAUUAAUGACCGCACUGCUGCAGCGCAGGCCUUCCCUCUGGAUGGAAUAAAAUAGAAUGGGCCAUGAAAUGUCACGCGGGAACCAAUACGCAUAGUGCAAACGGCUGCAGCCGAGACCAACGGCUUAACAUUAUUUCGGAAGCACGGAGGAGCUCGAGAUUUUGUUCACCCAUCUUAUGACUGGCCAUUGUGAAAGUUACUUUUUCUUCACGAUCGUAGACCGAACGCGCUAACCUCUGCUAUCGAGCUCCACAUGAUAAGAGGCGACUGAAGAGUGAUUGACUUUUUGUUCGUCUAUUUUCGCCACGUAAUGAGGGUAUUCAGGAAUGACGGGCGCUAGGUUGCAGCACUGAGGCGAAAGGUCUGCUCAACCGUCAAAUCGCAUAAGUCUUCAUAGUCUAUGGAUCAAUUUAAAUGUUUGGUCCAUUAAUUUACGCGAAAAACUUGAUACAAAGUACCUCACGUCACAGUGGUGCCAGCUAAUGUCGUGAAUUUUCGCAAACACCCUCAUCAAACGUCGGUCGUCGGUCGGUCAAACGGUCGCAAAUCGUUUGCAAGUUAUAUCAUUAUAUAGGUUUGAGGGAUAGAAACGACAACAUGGUUUCCCAGUUUCUUAAAAUACCUACUCAAGUAUUGACCGUCAUCGUCAAUCGACCAAUUAUUGUUGUUUUUGUGUGGUCGAAUGCAAUUUGCCGAAUUAAAUUUGUAUGAUUGAUAAAUAACAUUUUGUAAAAAAAUAAUAAUAGCAAGAGUUAUUCCAAAUUCUUCUGAACACUCGUUACCUGAUGUUUUACUAAAGUCUUGCACAAUUUUGUAUUCUACAAAAUAAUCGUUUUGAUGUACCGAAUAAUUUCGGUGAAGUGAUUGCAUGAUUUUUUAAUAGUUAUCAAUCACACUGAAUGCUUUUUCUGGUGUUGAACCCUGCAUGGAUGCGGUUCACGUGAAUCGUGCCUUACUGGUAGAGCACACACGCUGUUACAUAAGUAAAAGACAAAAAUUCUUAGCUAGUAAAUUAUAAACAGAUCGUUUUGAUCCCUAACACGAUUACUAUAAAGUCCAUUUUCGCAAAUAUCAUAUCCAGUGUCUUUAUAUUGAGUAUAGUAGUUGAAACACUGAAAAUUGAACUUUAAGGUGAACUCUAUAAGAUUCACGACGCAGUUCGUUUGACAGGUGUCAACUGAACCUUUCUUUGGUUGAAUGUAAGUAAGUUCGUUGCUUUAAUGAUAUAGUUCCUUUGUUUGUCACCGACAUUUAGCAGUUAUUAAGUAGUGGAAUGCUCAACUGUGGUAGAAGAGAACUUGGACUACUUUCUUGGGGUUAAAUUUUGUCUGCAUUUAAUAAAAUAAACUAUUUAAAAAUUAUGAAUGAACAUAGUAUGGAAUCGAGUGUCAAUAAUAUUUAUGUCAAAUUAACAAGAUGCAAAUAAAGGGCACUGGUAAAUCGUUGACGUAAUUUUUUUUUUAUGUUAUAGCAUUUAAAUUACUGUUCAAUUUAUAGACUGAAAAUGUUGAAUGCAAUUGUACCUAACUUUGCAACUUGCAGCGGCAAACUUCUGUAGCAAAACCCAUAGACAAGUAAACUUGCGCAGUAGACGUUUUUCUAUGUGAGGCUUUCUUGUCUAUGGUCGUUGCUCAAGAAGUUUGCCAAAGUGUAUACCAACUUAAAUUUUCAUAAACACAAUUGAAACUAACCUUACGGUAAUGUCGAGUUCAAUUUAAUUAGGAAUAUCAUUUAAUUUUUGAAGUUGGUAAUAAUUUAUUGUUUUUGAAGUGAUAACUUCUUAUGGGAGCAUAAACCGCUUCGUUACGUAACGCGUUACGGCGCCAGUCUGUCUGGAUUCCCUUCCUCACGAAUACUGCAGCGGUAGGCAGACUCCUUCUCUCUCACUCUAAUCCGCAUCGCCGCUUAGAUUACUUUACGAUGUCGCUUCUGUUGUGCGUCCCGAGACGCGCACACAUAUUUUUUUUUAUAGUUUUCUUUCAAGUAGCCCUGAGAAAGUCGUCCUAGAGACUAGGAUUUUUUAUUAUACAUGGUGUAGAAAAACCUAUAACGAAGUCGAAGGCCACGUAUUUUCCACAUCAUGACGAUCAUUUUUUUCUUCUGGACCAUACCUGGGAAAUUUAUGGUUAUGGAGAUCUUGAAGGUCAAAGCCAAAAUAUUUUUUUCAAGAUUUAUACAUUAAUAUUUUCAAAACGUUAUUUACAAACUUUUUUAUCGACGCACUUACACACACGCACACUUAUACACACAGGCACAUUCUUUGCGUAGCGCCACAGUAGCGCGCCGCGCUAUACAUUGCGUACUGGAAAAAAAAUUUUUUUUUCACUUAAAAAAAACAAAAUUUUCCCACUUACAAUAUUUUGUUAUAUGACUUGUUUGGGUGUACAGAAUGCGUAGUUUAAGUCUUUGUCAUAGGUUUUUUUACACCCUGUAUAUUUAUUUAUUAUUUAAGGAAUCAGGAGACACCACUGCAUAAAUUUACAACACAUUUUUAUUGGCUUGCAUCUCUACUAAAUUAUAACUUUUGAUAGAAAACUUGUUCAAAAGGAAAAUUAUCCUCCUUUUUUCCACGAAAUGGAACUCCAUUUCGGACGUGUACAAUACUUCUGUAAUAUUCCUAUUUUAUUCUAGAUGGUAUACAAAAUAUAAAAUGGCCGAGUAUGGUUUACGCAUGUCUUUUGGAAAAUACUAAUUGGACUUUAGCGGAGAAAAUAAGAUUUAACAAUAUUUGGAACUCUUCUAACAGGAAGAUCACUUUGCAAAUACGGACUUUUCGAAAACAUUAUUUGUCUUCGUCAAAUUGAAAGAAAGAACUAUAGUGAUCUAGAGCUUCAAAAACUGCUGCGUUCAAAACUGCAUAAAAUUUUAUAACAAAUAAGGCUAUUUAUGAGUAUAGAAGAAAAAGAUUUCUAGAAAAUGCUGUAUUUAUGGAAGAAACUCUAAGCACAUGCCUUGUGGGUACGUCAUUAGCUAGUAAGUUGGAUUUUAAGCUUUAUUUAUACAAUGUUGUAUCGAUCAAAUAUGUUGGACACUUAUUAAAAACUGGCUUGAGGAGAUUAUAUUAUUUUACCUAAUGAAAUUCAGACAUUUUAAUUACAUUACAUUCAUAAUUGUGGUUUCUGAAUUGAUAAAACUUAGAAGAAGAAGGAUUUAGUUGACAUUUUUUUUUUAAGAUUUUGAAUAAACCUAACAUUUGACAAGCCAGCAAUAAUUAGCUGUUUUUAAACCCUUGUGAUUUAGUUAAGAGUCCACUUUCACUUAACAUUAACUCGGUUUAGGUGUACAAAAAAAUAUUAUUAUUAUAUACAUAAUUAUCUAUAUAGAAAUACAAUAAUAAUAAUUAAUGAAAGAAAGUGUAAACUAAUACGUUUAACUUGUAGUAACGCUAUGUUAUAUACAUACAUUUCUAGACACUUCUAUCGGCCCACCUAAGGCAAAUCGCUCUGUAGCAAAAAUAUAUGUUAUACUGAGCAAUAAUAAUAAAUAAAAAAAACGCGAGUUGUUGACGGGAUUUCAUCGAGUGCGGUUGGCGUCCUAUUUUAAUUAUUCUUAAAUUCGUUCAUAGUAGACAUUGUGAAAUAAAAUUGGUGUGAUUUUGUGUUAUAACCGUCUGCGCAACUGAAGAAUUAGUGGAAUAUUUAAAAUGUACGCUAUUCCGGUCAAGUGGACGUGAGAACUUUAUUGUAGUGUUGACUACCUCACAGAAGCUUAUCGGAAAAGCCAACUCGAUACAUUUCGUGCCAAACAGUCCCAAGAAACAUUAGAAUGCUUCACACCGACAUUCUAAUGUAAAAAAAAGAAGAAUAAUAAAUCUGAAGACUAGGCUGUAUGGGCAUUGUUCCCUUUGCCUAUCUAAAAAAACAAAAUAGAUGGAUAAUAAAUCAGCUUCAAAUUUGCGUAAAAACUUUUUGCUCAAUGUAACUUUAAUUUUCGCUAGGGCCCGUCAAAACAAAACUUAAGAAGCUAGGUGUGCCGAUAGGUGUGUCUGGGAGUUAUAGUUCAGUGAACACGAAGCUCGUAGUGUGUACUUUAGCAUUUAAACAUUUAUUAUUGUAUUUGUAUUGAAUUUGUGAGAGGCUUUUAGUUUCAGUCUGGGUUUUGCUCCUUCAUAAUGGGCUUGUUGAAGUUUGAAGAAAUAUCCUUUGUUCGCAAUUGAAACGCAUCAGAUACCUAGGAAUAGAAUUCUAAUGUAACAAUACAGACAAGAAAUAAUCUGGUAUUUUCGUUAAAGUCCGGUAAAAAUUUCGAAUCGAGUCGCCUUUUUAGGGGUAGUGGGGGGUAGGGGGGGGGGGGGGGGUUGGUUGAGGUGGUUGGUAGUCACCCCCCAUAAAUUUCGGGUGCCGGAUAUGCGUAGUUUUUUUAUAACUUUGACGCUGUCAAAUGUCAAAACUACAAUCAAAAUGGCGGAUUGGCGUUUCGUUUCAUGCGUUUUUGUACUUCAAAAGUUUUAAAAUCAUAACCUAAAAUAGAAACUACGUUUUGAUUCACGCAAUCACAGUACGUCAAAUAUGAACUUUAAAAAAUAAUUAAAAAUAUUUAAAGGCGAUCGACAGCCGAAAUUGUUUUAGGGUGAUCUUAUGGAGCUUCCUUGAGCCCUCUACAUAUUCAGUUUCCUCAGAUUCAGGCGACUCGAUUCGAAGUCCAACCCUAAAGUCCUAUUAAUAAUACAUUAUCCAGUCCUGUAAUUUACAUAAAACUAAGUUAAAAAAAUGAUUUUUUUGUUACAAUAAACACGAGCUUUUCUUUGUAGCACUUAAUAAAUAAAUUUUGGGAAGACAUUCUUAUUUUAUUUGUUAGGAUCAAAUCGUUUAUUGGGUAUAUAAGGCAAAAUACUGAUUUUAUCAUUUGUCAAGCUAUAAUUUACGCUCCUGCCACUUUCCAUAAAUAUAUUUUAAUUAAUGUAUAAAUUUCAAUCGAUUCAGGUUUUCUUCAACUUCAACAAUUUAAAAUAAUAUUUUUAUGUAUGUAUAGUAUACCCAUGUAAAAAUAUAUGCUUACAUAUUUUUAUGUUUAACGGAAGUGUCACUCAUGUCUUGUCUCUUAGAAAACCGAUACCUUCUAUACAAGAGAGAACAUAAAAUUUGUAUGUGUAUCGAAGGAACAACCAUUCUUCACACCUAUUUAAAUAUAAUAUAAAUCUAUGAUAAAGGAGCAUGUGUAUAAAAAAGGAUGUAUAAAAUAUAUCGUGUACAAUUCGAAUGUGCUUAUUGAACACUUCGUGGGAUGCGAUUGAUUCAUUAAUAGAUUAAAAAGCAUUUAAAAUGCUAAUAGGUAGGUAGGUACUUCGUGUCUAAAUAAUGUAAAUUAGUUUUUACGCUAUAAGUACAUAAUUAUAUUUAUAUAAUAACUUUUGUUGUGUAUAUGGCAUACUAUAUAAAAUAGAAUGUGGGAACUGUUCCCUUUCCCGAGAGAUAUUGGUUGUUCCGGAUAUCCGUAUCUGAUUAAUUGACAAAUUUUAAGAAAUAAACGUAUUUUAUCUCCUUUCCAAG
Molecule: messenger RNA, 11921 nt
Organism: Chilo suppressalis (striped riceborer)
Lineage: Eukaryota; Metazoa; Arthropoda; Insecta; Lepidoptera; Crambidae
Source: the annotation of a GenBank genome assembly